Messenger RNA from Penicillium macrosclerotiorum, 336 nucleotides. RefSeq lists its product as uncharacterized. Lineage: Eukaryota; Fungi; Ascomycota; Eurotiomycetes; Eurotiales; Aspergillaceae. Bases 1 to 336 code for a protein of 111 amino acids. The record is from RefSeq and is a predicted model, not a curated record. The transcript has 2 exons.
AUGCGUGUCAAGAUCGGUCUCUGUAUUCUCAUGGGCUUCGGUAUUAUACUUGUUUCAACUGUGAGGUCUUCAUCUGAGCAGCACUCCAAUAAACCAAUCAAAUCAACUGAACUACAUUCAUACUCCAUUUCUUCCAAGAGCACAGCUCGACCACGACACCCCACACCUGGAAUGAGUAUCUUGGAAGGCAAGGAUAGCGAAGAAAAUAUCCUCCCUGAAGUUGAGGAAGGCGCCAUCAUGAAAACCACCGACAUCAGCCUCCAUUAUGAAAGUGGAUUUGCCACACGGGAGACUGGGGAGCACGAUGGGCAGGUCAUGCCUACUGAACGAAUCUAA